AUGGUUCAAGACUGGUGGCUUCCUCCUCGUGACUACGUCGGCUACGGCUUCGAGUCACCCAAAGUCCUCUGGCCGGGGAACAAGGUCAUUGCGGUUUCAUUCGUACUCAACUACGAGGAAGGCGCGGAACAUACACCAUGGAACGGUGAUGACCAAAGCUGCGACUCGUUACAUGAGCUGCAUUACAACCGUCCGGCAAUACAUGGCGGCAAGAGAGACGGAGUAGUCGAGGAUAUGAUUGCAUGCCACGGCAACAGAUGGCGCAUUCAUGGCACAAAUUUGGCAGAAGCCAAAGCCCAUUUUCAUAAGUCCUUUGACCGCUUGCAGGCCACGACCGGGCUCAGCGAUGUGCCCACAGGUUGGUUCGGCGGGGGCUUGCCCAACCAUACAAAGCUGGCCCGCGCCGAGGUGCAUCGUGAACGCGGUGUGCCCCUGCUAUACUGCUCCGACACGUACGCCGCUGAUGUGCCGUACUGGGUCCGAGAUCCCUAUGCGGCGGUGUACGGUGGCGAGGAUAAUGGCAUGUUGAUGAUACCUUACUCAUUGUGCACUAACGACCAUCGUUUCUUUGUGGCUCAGGGGGCCGGUGUUUCCAAGCCCGACGACUGGUUCGAGCUUCUCAGGGCUGAGUUUGACCAGCUGUACGAAGAAGGCCAGGCUGGUGCCCCCAAGAUGAUGACUAUCGCCAUGCACAACCGUUUUGUAUGCAAACCUGGCCGGAUUAUGGCGCUCAAGAGGUUCAUGGCAUAUGUUGCGACUAAGCCUGAUGCAUGGGUUUGCACAAGGCGGGAGAUCGCAGCACAUUGGAGGCAGCAUUACCCCUAUGAGAAAGUUGGCCCAACAGAUCUACUACAUCCUACACUUGAUGCGAGCAGCUGA
This is a messenger RNA of Phaeoacremonium minimum UCRPA7, 879 nucleotides long. RefSeq names its product putative polysaccharide deacetylase protein. The record is from RefSeq and is a predicted model, not a curated record. The transcript has 4 exons. The coding region runs from base 1 to 879 and encodes 292 amino acids. NCBI's taxonomy places the organism in Eukaryota, Fungi, Ascomycota, Sordariomycetes, Togniniales, Togniniaceae. Gene Ontology annotation, biological process: carbohydrate metabolic process.